UGUUGUUUUUCCAAAACCGUAGAAAAGCACAUGUAGACAGUAAGAUAACUAUUCCAUCGACAGCCAGGAAUCCUUUAUAAUUUCCUAUUUUUUUGUGGUCCCUUCAACACAUCACUGGUGGGGCCCUCGGGGUCCUCUCAUCAGAGGCAGGUGUGCUACAUUAGUGGAGCAGGAAGACGCCGGAGAGGACGCAGUCUUCAACCGCCGUGUGUUUGGUUAAAUCUUCGUUUUAUUGUUUGAUAAAUUCGUUUAUUGAUUUGAGCUUUGUUUUCGUAAACGCCUCUUUAUUUUGGGGUAAUGUUUUUUUUUUGUUUGUUUCGUUUGAACACAAUCGGACAAAUCAGUUGAGCGUCACACCGCGACUCUCCUCAUAUCGAUGGACAUCCUGGAUCAUCUCACAGAUUCCUGUGCUGUCUCCCCAUGGCUACAUCGGAUGGACUAGACGGCUGUCUGCAACGAGGCAGAUCUCAAAGUGACCCGAACAUACUCACCGAACCGGGCAUCGAUUUGGCUCAUGGCACAGUAGAGUUGGUGGACCAGCAGAGGGUGCUGAGGACUGGCUGCCUGGUGACGGGGGUCCAUACUCCACCCAUCCGACGCAACAGCAAGCUGGCCACCCUGGGGCGCAUCUUCAAGCCCUGGAAGUGGAGGAAAAAGAAAAAUGAGAAGCUCAAGCAGAGUUCCACAGAUGUAGCAUUAUCCAGCAGUCUUCUAUGCCAUGACCCGAACUCCCCCACCCAGGGCUGCUGCUCAGACGGUGCAGUCCUUCUCGGAGGAUUCGGGGGACCUUUGAAUCCAAACCUCACAGUUAGCAGUGUGGAAUACCUUGGUCCUGAGGAGGAUCUCCCCCCUCCAGUAGCUGCCCCUCCUCAGGACUGUGAACGGGUAGAGGAGAAUGUACUACUACCGGAAGAGGAGGGAGGAGAGGAGGCGCACCCUGACGGGGAAAUACCUGAGGGGCUGCAGGACGUGGGCGAGCAGAUGGAAGAAAGACCAGAGGAGGAGAUUCCUCCUGGAACAUCCCCACCACAAGUACCUCCAAAACUUUUGCCCCAGCUGAGUGCUGGAGAUGAUUCAGGCCCUGUAUCGCUCCCCACUCACCUGCCCAACUCCUACCUCCCCAAGGAGCCUCCACCCAGGGCCACAGAAAGCAUGGCUUCAAUGACCCUGCCGCUACGAGGGCCUCUGGCCAACACCUCAGGGUCCCCACAUAUAGGCAAUAUGAUGCAUCCUCCCAUGCCCCCCAGCUGCAUUAUGGAGGAGCUGCAGAGAGCCUUCGCUUCCAAGAACAGACAGGAGAGUGUCCAUGAAGGGUGUGAGCAGGGCUCACCUCCAAGGCUGUGGUGUUCAGAUGGACGGCUCUCUCGCUCCUGCAGCUCUGAGAACCAACACACGUCGUCUUUUGGGGGCGGCUGUGUUGGAGUUGGAGGGUCUGACUGGCCCAAGAAGGAGGCGGAGGAGAAUAAGGAGAACGUGCGGCUGGACCAGUGCUUCUCCAACACCUCAGGCCUCCCCACCGACUUGGACGGCUGGAAUGACUCCGUUAUCUCUGGCACACUUCCUCGCAGGCUAAGGAAGGAGUUGCUGGCUGUCAAACUACGAAACAGGCCCAGCAAGCAGGAGUUGGAAGACAGGAAUAUCUUUCCAGCCAGGAGCGACCAGGAACGCCAGGAAAUUCGCCAGCAGAUUGAAAUGAAACUUGCCAAGAGGCUGAGCCAGAGACCUAAUGUGGAGGAGCUGGAGAGUCGGAACAUCUUGAAACAGAGAAACGAUCAAACAGAGCAAGAGGAGAGGAGGGAGAUCAAACAGCGGCUAAACAGAAAGCUCAACCAACGGCCCACAGUAGACGAACUACGAGACAGAAAGAUUCUGAUCCGCUUCAGCGACUAUGUGGAGGUGGCCAAAGCUCAGGACUAUGACAGGAGAGCAGACAAGCCCUGGACUCGGCUCUCGGCAGCUGACAAGGCUGCAAUCCGAAAAGAGCUCAACGAGUUCAAAAGCACCGAGAUGGAAGUGCAUGCCUCAAGCAAACACCUAACGAGGUUCCACCGGCCGUGAAAGCGGGGAGUUUCUUCUGUGAAGAAAUGCUGAGCCUGGAAAUUUUUUCUGAAGCUGCUUAGCGGUGGACAGUUCAAAGAGCCUGGAGCCUUUUCGUCUUCAGCGUGUCUUUAACAUUCUUCCAGCACCCUCGACUAUCAUAUCAUCUGUAUGAGUGCAGGGGGUGUGGGAGAGAAGAUGACGGUAAUGUUUGCGACAGUGUGUCCUGGAGACCACUGAACGUCGCCAUGUGGGAGCUGGCUGCUGGAAGGGGACUCUGGUGGAGCCUCUGACUCUCAGGAUGAGAGCGGAGGACAAAAACAAUCUUGUCAUUCAGUCAGUGUUGAUUUUUUUGUACUAUUUCAUGGACUCCUUUGACAAGGCGGUGUGAAUCCGUGUAGUGGGAAGAAGUUGUGCAUGUGACCAGCUUCACCUUUUCUUAACUGAUGAAUAAUGUGUCACUUGGACUGUGUAACGACUGUGCAGUCUAGGGGAGGUGGUAUUGGGGAUGAAUUUGAUAUUAACUGUACAUACAGUAUGUCAAUCUGAAUGGGACCGUCAAUGUCUUCACUGAAAAGAGAAAUACCUUUGUAAGCACUACUUGUCUUCAAAAUAGAAGGUCUUUUUUUUAA
This is a messenger RNA of Plectropomus leopardus (leopard coralgrouper), 2669 nucleotides long. RefSeq names its product phosphatase and actin regulator 3a (gene phactr3a). The record is from RefSeq and is a predicted model, not a curated record. Gene Ontology annotation, biological process: actin cytoskeleton organization. Gene Ontology annotation, molecular function: actin binding. NCBI's taxonomy places the organism in Eukaryota, Metazoa, Chordata, Actinopteri, Perciformes, Serranidae.